Penicillium daleae is the source of this 3891-nucleotide messenger RNA. Its product is annotated as putative AT DNA binding protein. The coding region runs from base 1 to 3891 and encodes 1296 amino acids. Lineage: Eukaryota; Fungi; Ascomycota; Eurotiomycetes; Eurotiales; Aspergillaceae. The record is from RefSeq and is a predicted model, not a curated record. The transcript has a single exon.
AUGUCAAUCACGUCGCGCAGCCAGAGCUCCUCCCCCGACAUCUUGGGCCCUCCAGGCGAUGCCGACUAUCUCAUUUCGUCCCCGAUAAAGCCCUUCACAGGUCGCCAGAGCUGGCUGUCACCUGCGACCGUGAAAAGACAACGGACCCCCGCGAAACGGCCGCGUGUGACACUGAGUCCUACGAGAAGCGCGCAUUCGAUUCGCUUCGACGAUGUCCUACUCCCUGGGUCGCCUACAAUGAAACUUGAUGGUCGCCAAAGGUCACUUUCGCCGGAGAAAUUUGGACAAGAUGGCAACGUGAGCCCUUGGCGUAUUCGAGUCACGCUCGAGGCGACGCAGGACGAGGAGAAUCAGGGCAACACGAGCCCGUCGCGUAAACGGUUACGGCCCGCGACAGUGACGACUAUGGUUCCAUUGAAAGACGACGGGAGUCCUUUGAAACAAAAAACGCCUGCCAAACGGCGCGGCGGUCCUCGAAAAUCAAAUAUUCAAUCACAGAAUGGCUCGCCAUGGCCCGGAAGUGCAGGGAAUACCCCAGGGCCGGUGGGAGCUACGCCAAAAAGGAAACCGGGACGACCGCGCAGGGGUACGCCAAAGCCGCAGGCGCAAGUAAUCUCGAUGCUAGCAGACGAGCCCGAGGAUGAGCCAGAAGAGGAGCCUACUCCAACGAUAGGGCCACCGCAACAACACUUUAGUCCGAUGGAUAUAACAGCCGAUGGCAGCGCAAACCCCGAUCGGCAAUGGAGCCCCAUGAAUCUUACUACGGAUGAAGGAUUAGAUAGCGAUUCCCUCGGUGCAGAUGAUUUGCCUGUCGCAAACCUUCGUGCUCCAACUCCAGCACAUGCGCAGAACCAGAAGACCAAUACAGCUCAUGAAUACGGCAGAGCUACCUACGAUACCCCGGUCAUCGGCGCUACCGAACACCAUUUUCUCGAUAAUGACGAGAAUAUACACUCGACUCCUUCCAAGAUGCCGUCACCUACCCGAGAAAGACUAGGCUCAUCCGCAAGAUCUUCACGCCGUGGUGGCAGCACUGUGUCUCCACGUACCUACCCGACCCCAACCCCGACUUCGUCGCUGGCCGAUGAAGAGAAUCAACCAGGGGAGCAGGCUGUGGAGCCUCAAGACGAUCCCCGAGAGACGAACACAGAUCAUGAGCACCAAACCGAGCCGUUGGCGGAUCCCACGGACGAGCAUGAAGAGUUCGACUCGAUCAUGGAGAGCGAAGGAUUUACUAUGGUUUCUCUGGACACACUGCCAUCCGCGAAGCAAUAUGGCCUCGGGUCCAGCACCAAAGUCAAUUCAGAUGUUUCCAAACAAGAACGAGAGUCUGGACGUAUUGGUGACCGGUUGAAGCGUAAAUUGUCAGGGACAAUUGAUACCUUCCGCAAUGAUGCUCAAAGCUCGGCAAGGCCAAGCCCAGCGACCCAAACGGCCUCUCCUAAACGGCAUGCCCUAGCACGCGCCGACCCGAAGCGGCAUACUACGAACGCGCAAGCUCCUGUUCAGGUCUCCUACCCUGAGCUUCCUGUGACGCGUUCGCCGGAAAAGCCGCUCGACGACACACCUAGGAGAACGCCAAUCAGCUUGGCCAGGGUAGUUCGUGUCGGCAUGGCCCUUCAAGGAACAUUCAGACCCCGCGAGGGCGAGGUCCCAGGAAGCGGCAAUGCAAGUCGAAAGAAGCGCCUUGAGGGUGUCUUCAGCAGCUUUAGUCCUGCUACGCAGCGAGAAUUGCGGGCUGCUCUUGGAAUUGGACAAGAACUCGCGAUGCGUCAAGCACUAGCAACGGAAGAGCAAGCUAGAGAAGCUGAGGAAUUAGAGGGUGAAGAUGUCCCUAUGGAUGAUGACCCGAUGGGGGAUCGGCAAGGUGAUUAUCAGAGUGAGGAGGAAGAGGAGGGGGAGGAAGAUGACGAUGAACCCAUGGUAGUAUCAGUUCAACCUCGGCAGACAGUUUCCCCGCGAGCCAACACAAACGACUCAAUAAGAGCACGGCAGGAGCAAGAGUGGCAACGUGAGCGCGAAAUUGUCAGUCGUCAUGCUAGGGACCCGAUCAAUUCAGGAAGACUCAUACAUAUUGAGAGCGACGAGGAGAUCCCACAAGAGGACCCCAAGGAUGCCUCUGGUCAUUUACAGACUCAGGUCGAGCCUAUUAUUGAUGAGCGGCUCCUCGACGAGGGGCCAGUUUACGAGGAGGCCCCAGAUGAAGUAUCAUUCGACGAAGAGCCUGAGAAUUUUGAGCCGGAUGUUGUACGUGUGUCCCGACCCGCCGCGGCCCAAACAAUACAUGCGGAGGAGGAGCCAAUUUAUGAAGAUGACGACGAUGGCUCUGAGGACAUAUGGCGACAAGAUACCUUCCACUCUGAGCCUGAGCAUGCACUUGUCCCGCUUCCAGUACAUGAUCAAAAUAUGGAAAAGGAGCAUGGACAUGUGGAUGAAGACGAUGAUGGUGACGACAUAUGGCAAAUGGAGGCUCGUGAUCAAAGCAACCUCUCGCAACACUCUGAGAGUCGGACCCAGAGGGACGUCGUCCAGGACGCUUCCAGCCCCUGGAGGAAAGUCGCGAGCCUCUCUAGCAAUCAAGAUCAUUUGAGCUCAUCUCCGGCUUACGUGACUUUGGAGCACCCCGAUGGCCUCCACCAGGUUCCAACACAUAUUCGAAAGCUACGCGAUCAGGAUGUCGAUCUGUCUGCCAUUCUCGCUGAAGAGGAGACCCCAAAUCGUGCCCGCUACUAUAAUGGCACAAGCACACCGAGAGAUAUGCCGAGCCGCCAACCUGGAGCUCCCCUUGCAUCAGCCAUGAAAUCCGCAUCCUCUACCCGAAAGAGUCAGCGAGUGCGCCUGCAGCCUAUCUCCCAGUCCAGCCCAGAAAUAGGAUCAGAAGCAGAGUUUAGCUAUUCUCCUGCCUUUAAACACAAUAUCUCUCGCCAAGAGCGAAUCGAAGAGGAGCGCGAUGAGCCAGAAAUUUUCUCUGAUGCUGCUCACGGGACCGAACCCGGUUAUACGGAUGCCGCAGCCGCUACUCCGAAGCCUCCACGCCAAUCAGACCAGGAUGCCCCGGCAUCAACCUGGUUCCAGCGAAUUACUAGUCUCACACCUCGGUGGCUCAAAGCGCCCAACAGAGAUGAGGAUGACAGCUCCAGUUCGGUGGCAGCUUCCGAGGACGAAUAUGAGGAUGAUGACAAGGAGAAUCAGGUGGGAGUCGCGGAGAUCGAGUCAGCGAAGCAAACUCGCGAGAACUAUGAACAAGCGCCUCUUUCAUAUCGUUCGAGUGAAUCGCCUUCAAGAUACCUGGAAGAGUCGGCUAGUCCUCCGCGAUUGAAUGGACAUGGUCAUGUGCCUUCCAUUGAACAGGAGGAAGAGUACUCUUCUGAGCAAGGCGACUUUGAUGAUGUGCAAGACGAUGUUUCAGAGGUUCAUGCUGAAGGCAGCAUCGUCAAACAGGACUUUAUGGAAGACGAUCUUGCCGGGGCCGACCCUGUAGAAAUGGUCGAUGAUCAUACCAAAUCAGUACGGCCUAGACCCCUGCCAAUAUUCGGCUACUUUUCCGAUGAACACUACAAAGCCCUUCGGCGCGUCUACCGAAUGGCAAAGCGCUCCCCGGAACGUUUCCCCUACCACGAGGCGCCAGGGCGUGCUGAGAUCAUCGGUGAUUGGAUCUGGACCUCGGACGGCCAUCAUGGGGUCCCUAUCACCGAGGUACAGUUUGCCAUUAUCGAUCGGUUUGUGCAUGAUCUCUCGCGCGCCGACGUCGAGUAUGGUGGCAGUGGGCAGGUCGAAUGGACCGAAGCUGACCUGCACCGGAGAUUGAUUAGCAUCAUUAUUGGCGAGCAGAUCCGAGAGAAUCAGAAAGCCAAGUCGGCGCGGGGGGCGUCUGUUGAUACAUGGCGUUGA